This is a messenger RNA of Aspergillus affinis, 408 nucleotides long. RefSeq lists its product as uncharacterized. Lineage: Eukaryota; Fungi; Ascomycota; Eurotiomycetes; Eurotiales; Aspergillaceae. The transcript has 2 exons. The record is from RefSeq and is a predicted model, not a curated record. Bases 1 to 408 code for a protein of 135 amino acids.
AUGCCUUCUGACCCGGAUUCCAUUGAGAUGCGAAUUAGUAACAACGAGAAUGGAGGCUCUACGAGUCAGCUCGUUUCUGCCUCUAAACCAACGUCCUUCUACAUCGCACACGCGGUGAAACGCAAGAAUCGGCACAAGUUCCAGUUCCGCCCAACUGUGGUUUUACAGCUACAAAUCAUUUCACCGGCGGGGCGUCCGGUUCUAGCUUUCACGCUCUGGCACCCGGGUCUCUUCAGUUUGAGAUCGGUCAAGAAGGCCUUUUCGCGAUUGAGACUGCGAACCACCGAUAUAUACGCGUCCCUGUUCGAAGAGAGCGACGAAUGUCUAAACGAGGAGCAUAUCGAAGAGAAUGGGUCCGUUGCAGCCCUCCAGCAAGAAUCUGCAAACGGGAAAAUCUCGUACAUCUGA